Molecule: messenger RNA, 3954 nt
Organism: Hippocampus comes (tiger tail seahorse)
Lineage: Eukaryota; Metazoa; Chordata; Actinopteri; Syngnathiformes; Syngnathidae
Gene: smpd2b
Product: sphingomyelin phosphodiesterase 2b
Exons: 11
Coding region: 316-1620 (434 amino acids)
Molecular function (GO): sphingomyelin phosphodiesterase activity
Source: RefSeq, a predicted model, not a curated record
GAAGCGAUGAGUCGGAUCGGACGUGAAGAACUGAACGGAUACCCCAAUGCCGUCACUUGUAAGCAAAGAUGUCAUGCCUUUCAUGCGCUCUGUUUACACUUUGACAGUACUGAAGAGAAGCCGCGUCGCCGAGGGACUUGCUAUGUCACUUUCAACCAUCAUGAAGUCAGAAUAACUGACGACGUUGUGGGCCUCCUUCAGUCGGCUUAGCUGUCCGGUAGAGCCAGGAAGUAUCCUGGACCCGAGACUGUUAGAGCCCCAACCGCGCUUCGUCCCACUGCAAACGGUUCGUCCAGGAUCUGAUGCGCCACAAUCAUGGAUCACAAGGACUCUGUCAGCAUCCGAGUGUUCUCUCUCAACUGCUGGGGGGUGCGUUACCUGAGCAAGCACUGCUCUCAGCGGUACGCCAUGAUCGGAGACAUGCUGCUCCAAGAAGAGCACGACGUGGUCCUCCUCCAAGAAGUGUGGAGUGAAAAAGACUACCUGUUUCUGAGAAAGAAAUUGGCCAGUAGCCACGUUCACGCACAUUACUUUAAGAGCGGGGUCAUUGGCAGCGGUUUGGCUAUUUUCUCCAAGCACAGAAUCCAAGACACGCUUCUUUACCGCUACUCGCUCAAUGGGUACCCAUAUAUGGCUCACCACGGGGACUGGUUUGGAGGCAAAGCUGUGGGGCUGGCCAUCCUGAACAUCGGCACGCUGACCGCCAACUUCUACCUGACUCACCUGCACGCCGAGUACUGCCGGGAGAGGGACGCUUAUCUGCCUCACAGGGUAGUCCAGGCCUGGGAACUGCAGCAGUUCAUCCGUCACACAUCCGCAGGCGCCGAUGUGGUGGUCCUCGGUGGUGACCUCAACAUGCACCCUCAGGACCUUGGCAACCGCCUGCUGACGUCUUACACAGAACUGCGGGAUGCCUACGCCGAGACCGAUAACUUUGACGGAUGUGAAGAUGGUCUGACUCUCAUUCUGGACAAUCCAUUCAUCAGCCAGAAGGUGAUCGCUCCGUUUGAGAAAGGCAUCAGAAUCGACUACAUCCUCUUCAAGGGUUCUUGCAAAGCCGACAUCCAGUGUGUGUCCAUGCGCACCACCAAAGGCUCCAUCCCAGGACAGGCUUUCCCCUACUCAGACCACGAGGCUCUGACAGCUGAGUUCACCCUCGCUCCGAGCGAGGCUGGCGGAGACUUUCGGUCGAGCAAUCGUGACUGUGCACCAGGGGACGUGGCCAGACUGGUGGACAUAUUGACUGAAGCCCGCACUGAGGUAAAAGUGGGUGUGCACUGCGCCGAGCGGAUGCGCUACACGGCGGCCCGCACGGCCGCUAUGGGCCUGGCCUUGCUGCUGCUAGAGCUGGCCAUUGCAGCCGUGCCCUGGCUGACGCUGGGGGCGGAGCAGGCCUUCCCGCUCACCACCUUCUACUUGCUGGUGGCACUCUGCUUGGCCAUCCUGCUGUGCACCUCGUUGCUCUACGUCUUCUACACCAUGGAGCUCAAGUCCCUGCAGGGAACCGAGGACCAGAUGAGGCUGUCCGUGGGUGGCCUUCAGGAGAAGCUGCGGGCCUUACCCCUGUCCCGGCCCACCGAGGGUGUGAAGCCCGGCAAUAUGUUCUGUGAUGAGGAAUAAUGGGAUUGUUCAAAUCUUAUCCAUCCACUUUCUGUACCGCUUAUCGAAGCUUUUUCUUAACCGAAAUAGUGAAUGCUCCAUUUAACAAUCUCACUCAAAUGUUUUAACACACUUUUCAGCUCAGGACGUGUAUCACAACUUUUGACACAUUUGCAGUAUAGUGAACAGCUUUAACAUUUGCAAUCGUCGACUGCAACUAUUUUCCGAGCACAUUAGGGAGAGAAAAACAUUUCUACAUUUACACCGCAAGUAAUUAUACCCAACUCUUGAUUUAUUUUUAUUUUUUUAUCAAAUCUGAUCUUGAUACGUACUCGUUCACAGUACAAAAACAAACACGACUUACAAUGUGAACGGAAGGCAUCCAUGAUGUGACACGCAUGUACACACAGCACAAUUCGGAGUCAUACGCACAAAUAAUGGUGUCGUGUGGCACAGUGUUUACCGAAGUAAAAAUGCUCCCCUGUACCGGCGCUUAUUUCAGAAUGACAGGUUUGAGGCAGGAAGAGUUAGAAAUAUUUUGGGAAAUGCGAUGAAAUUGCUCGAUCUCCUCAUUUCCUGAACAUGUCUACUAAAGAUGCAACAAAUGGAACAUUUUGUGGAUGAAUUACUACUAUCACCGCAAUCAUCCACUUUAUGCUUCAUGUUUCUGGUUGGAUGAAAUUAAAGUCAAAUAUAAAAGUAACACUCGAAACAACCUAGUAGGUUCACGGACUCUCCACAACCUGCACUAAGCGCAUAUUUUAUUUUUUAUGAACAUUGGUCGGAUGUGUACGAAUGAGCGUUUCUACUGCAGACGCAUCUGAUACAUUUAUGUCCACAUAUUAAAGUGGCCGUGUCAAAAAACUCUUUUGAGUUGCACCAUUCACAUCAUGAAAAAAUAUCAGAUACGUCACAUAUGGUUAAAAAAAAAAAGAAUUUACCUGCGGUGUGAAGGUGCCUUCGUAUAUCUCACUCCACAAGCUAGUCGCUCAGGAUAAUUGACAAUUGGCCUUCACUUUUUCAUUUGUUUUUAUUUUAUAUUGGAAUACAAAAAACAUUUAUAUAAAAACAGUUGAAAAGAAGCAGAAGAAAAAAAUAACCUUUAAAAAAAUCCCUUUAGACUGUCGUCAACAUGAUUUUUAUUUAGAAAAAAAAAUGUAAGACAUUUCUUAACACACCGCACUAACAGGAUAAUCUUGCAAGGUCAGAUGUUCUUGUGUGCACCAGAAAAUGUUUUGACACACUUUCCCAUUUUGAAAAUGUAUCAAAAUUGUUGCCACAAAAGAAUUUUGGUUGGCUAAUAUUAACAUAUUUAACAUUUGCGAUUCUCAGCAUGACCAUUUUUUAGAUCGAUCAGGCAGGAAUAAAAUAGCACACCACAAAAUAAUCAUUCAGGAUAAUCUUUUCGAGCCAUCAAACCAUCGAGCUUUUACUGAUCUUGAUCAUACGGUCUCAGUUAUCACUAUGUGUAUAACACGCUUCAACUGUUGGCCACUCAAGGAUUUGCAAUCGUAUUGAACUGGAUUAACAUUCGUGAUCAGCUUCGACCGGUUUUAGAGCAGAUUGUGGAGAGGUAAACUCAUUCAUAACACACCACACCCCGCUGGAUAAUUGUUAACGGGAAUGUGUGUACCCUGUUUUGCAAAUGCAAUAAGUAGAAAACGCGCGGGUGUUUGUCAUGGAGGAAAAAAGUCCUAGAGACAACCCACAACCUCCAUAUAGAAAGCUAACCUUGUGAAGCCCUCUAAAUUAACCGAAAGCCAUUUUGCUAUUUUAAUAAUCUGGAAUCUUUUGCUCUUUGUGGUCACUACAGCUGCAUGGUGACAAAGCUAUAGCGCAAGAGUGGUUUUGUUUUAAAAGGCCAGCAAUGCAAGUUUCAUUCCGCCCACCUACCGCUUUGAGGGGGGGACCACAUGCAGUAUUCCCAUUACUGUGUUUACUAAUUAUACUUGAACAUUCUCUGACUCCAUCCUACACAUUUCAAGAUGCAACCCUUUUCCAACACAUUUCACUCCCGGCCAGAAGUAAUUUUAGGAAGUACUGUGUAGGAAGAACUUUCUCAAUGACUUUUCUACCAUAACAUAUUGUCAUGGACACUCCUUGAUUUGAGCCGUAACAUCUCUGGAUGAUAUGUGAAAAAAAAAUGUAAAUGUAAAUCAUUUCAGCUAAUCUUUAGUUUAUCAAUGAUACAAACCUUCCUAGUAUAAUAUACAUAUGGCUGGGCCAAAUCUUACACUGAUGUUAUUUUAAUGUUUUAAGCUUUUGGGGCAUUGUGAGAAAAUGAGAUUCAUUCCAACUUACUACUGUGUUUUGCAUGAUGUUGAAAGCAAAAAAUAAAACAAUCAUGACGGCUGA